Molecule: messenger RNA, 1270 nt
Organism: Cyphomyrmex costatus
Lineage: Eukaryota; Metazoa; Arthropoda; Insecta; Hymenoptera; Formicidae
Gene: Ubc4
Product: ubiquitin conjugating enzyme 4
Exons: 5
Coding region: 467-1069 (200 amino acids)
Molecular function (GO): protein binding
Source: RefSeq, a predicted model, not a curated record
UUGGGCGCAAAUCUCGAGAUUCUUAGGCCGCGCGGCGCGGCGUGAAUCUAGACGAAAUUCAAAAGGAGCGGGCGCGAGAGCGAGCGAUAGUCAACUCGUUUUUUGCACAUCAUCGAUGUGGCGCCGCGCCGGUGGCGCUGAGUCGAACGACGAGUCGCGUGUGUAUACGUGCACGGCGGCGUGAUUUCGUAGAGACACGGCCGUUGCAACGGCUACUGGGUUAGGGACGGAGAGUCCGGGUGAAACGCAGAUUGAAGACGACGGGAUUCGGGUGCAGGUGCACGGGAUUCGCCGAUUCGCGUGGGAGGACACUCUACGGCGCGGCGCGACGCGACGCACGUAAUACGCGACGCGACGCGACGCGACGCCGCCAACGUGCGUGGAAACGCGUCGUAGGAGACGAGCGAGCUCGUUCGUCCGAGCGACAAUGAGAACGUGCUAACCGUUUUAGGUGAUUCGGGGAGCCAUGGCGAACAUCGCGGCGCAGCGAAUCAAGCGGGAAUUCAAAGAGGUUAUAAAGAGCGAGGAGAUAGCAAAAUGUGCGAUUAAAGUAGAGUUGGUCAACGAUAGUCUUACUGAAUUAAAGGGAGAGAUUGCUGGUCCACCAGACACACCAUACGAAGGUGGUAAUUUUGUGCUCGAGAUCAAAGUUCCAGAGACGUAUCCAUUUAAUCCUCCUAAAGUACGUUUUAUAACAAAAAUAUGGCAUCCCAAUAUAUCUUCUGUUACUGGUGCCAUAUGUUUGGAUAUUUUGAAAGAUCAAUGGGCUGCCGCAAUGACUUUGCGUACAGUACUGCUAUCACUUCAAGCAUUAUUAUCUGCGGCGGAGCCUGAUGAUCCUCAGGAUGCAGUAGUUGCUAAACAAUAUAAAGAACAUCCUGAAUUGUUUCGUCAAACUGCCACACAUUGGACAUUUGUAUAUGCAGGUGGGCCAGCGAAAAUGCCUGAUUUAGACGAUAAGAUAAGAAGAUUAACAGAUAUGGGAAUUGAAGAACAUAACGCGAGAGUUGCUCUAUCUUCAUAUAAUUGGGAUUUGGAACGCGCCACCGAGCACUGCCUCUUUAGUUAGUGAUAACUACAUAGUUAAUUUAUCACAUCCAUUCAUUUUUUGCAAAAAAAUUCUUAUAUCAUGUGUUUCGAAUAUUGAUAUCAUUAAUGAUUUGACAAUUGGAAUUCUGUAGUUAUACUGACAAUAUCUGGAUGGAUGAUAAAAUUAUCUGAAAAGUUAUCCAACAUUUAUCAAUAGUUAUCUAUUUAAUUUGUAACAUAA